Molecule: messenger RNA, 2381 nt
Organism: Phyllostomus discolor (pale spear-nosed bat)
Lineage: Eukaryota; Metazoa; Chordata; Mammalia; Chiroptera; Phyllostomidae
Gene: SYNE4
Product: spectrin repeat containing nuclear envelope family member 4
Exons: 8
Coding region: 205-1479 (424 amino acids)
Biological process (GO): establishment of epithelial cell apical/basal polarity
Cellular component (GO): nuclear envelope; nuclear outer membrane; meiotic nuclear membrane microtubule tethering complex
Source: RefSeq, a predicted model, not a curated record
GGCAGGGUUAUAUCUAGAACCCCAUUAGGUGUGGUGGGGUGAGCUAGGGAAGUUCAGUUACAGGUCUGCUAGAGAGUUAAGUGGUGCUACUGUCACCUGAGCCAGCAUCAAAUUACCUGGGUCCAGGUUUCACUUGGAAGGAAGUGAAGCUGAGCCUUCCCCUGGCCCUCCAUCUGCCUCAGGCCUGGGUGAGUCCUACUGUAGAUGUCUGAGAGGACACUACUGGCUAGAAAAAAGCCUUUUACUGGUGAUCCUCAAAGACUCUCUGUCCCCAGGCCCUCAGCUAUGGCUCUGACCCCAUCUCUGGGCCCUAGACCCCACCUAGAGCCCCUCAACUAUCCCCCUGGAGCACCUAGGAAACUGGACAUUGCUGGAUACACCAUCUGCCCCACUUCUGAAAAGGAAAGAGUCAGGCCAGAUCAAGCCCAGAAACUGGGGCAGGACUCUUUGGACCUUCCGGAGCACUUCCAGGGUGGCCUGAGGGACACUGAGCCCAGUGCUGGUCACCCCAGAUUGCCAACACCCUCUUCCCAUGAGGACCCUCUUGGGGGCAAACACUGUGAGAGCCCCAUCUCUGGCUGGGAGGUAUUGGAAGCAGAGCAGGACAGCCUGCAUCUUUGCCUCCUGGGCCUGGGCCUUCGGCUGCAAGAUCUAGAGCAAGGCCUGGGGCCCCAGACAUUGGCCCAGAGUGAGAUGGUCCAGCUACAGACCCUACAGGCAUCCUUACGUGGGGCAGCUGAGUGUGUGGAUGCACUGCUGGUGUUCAGUGAGGGACUAGCACAGUGGAGUGAGCCUCAAGCCCUGGCAUCCCUGCAGCAAGUCCUGCAGGCCCUUGGAGCCCACCGAGACAGCAUCUUCUGGCAGCUGUGGCAGCUGCAGGCCCAGCUGGUCAGCUACAGCCUGGUAUACCAGGAGGCCAUCACACUGGACCAGGAUUUGGAGGUUGAGGUGGACUCAGACUGGCCAGGACCUGGUGGAGUCUGGGGGCCCUGGGUACCCAGUAGCCUCCCCACUCCUGCAGAGUUAGAGUGGGACCCAGCAGGGGACAUUGGGGGCUUUGGGCCCUUGAGGCAAAAGACAGCCUGGACACCAGGGGCUUCCUGUGAGCUGUGUGGCCACAGGGGCCCCCAGAGCUGGGGACGAAGCCCUGAGGACAUGCUCAUGUUGGGUCUCAGUCACCGGAAGCACUUAGGAGGUCACCAAAGAUGCUCUCUGCUCCAGAAGUCUCAGAACAAGAAGAAGCGAGCAUCUUCCAACCUCCAGGAUGUGUUGCUGGAGGUAGAUUCUGGAGCCCCUGCUCCUACGUCUAGGAGGCCCCUGACCUUCCUCCUCCUUUUUCUCCUCUUCCUUCUCCUGGUGGGUACCACAAUGUUCCUGCCCCAGUCGGAGGGCCUCUGCUGCUCUCCUGCCCGACUUGCCAGGACACCUUACUUGGUGCUCAGCUAUGUUAAUGGCCCCCCCCCCAAUCUGAGUACAUAGCCCAGACAUAUGUAAUAAAUGGUCACUUGUCAAAGGAUGUGUCUUAGUCCAUCUGGGUGCUGUAACAAAACAACAUAGACUAUGUGGCUUAUAAACAAUAGAAAUUUAUUUCUCACAGUUCUACAGGCUGAAAAGUCCAAGAUUAAGGUGCCAGCAGAUUCAGCAUCUGGUUAGGGCCUGCUUCCUGGUUCAUAGAUGGCUGCCUUCUUGCAGUGUUCUUACAUACCAGAAGGAGCAGGGAGCUCUUUGUGGUCUCACAAGAGAUUAAGGGCACUGGUCACUUCCAUGAGGGCUACACCCUCAGACCUAAUCACCUCCCAGAGGCCCCACUUCCUAAUAUCAUCACAUAGGGGAUUAGUAUUUCAAUGGCUGAAUUUUGAGAGGACAUGAACAUCAGUCUAUAGCAGAAGGUGUGAGGAUAUUGGGUGCCUGAGUACUCAGAAUCUAGGAUAUGACCCUGGUAUAUCUGGACAGCCUCCACAUAUCCCUUUGCAUUGAGCACAGAAUGCAGAACUGAAUCAACUCAUUAAACCCUGAGGCAAAGAUUCAAGCACAGGUAAUUUAUUUAGGAGGUGAUCCUAGGCAGAUUGGUAGGGGAGUAGGGAAGUGAGCCAGAGAAGGGUGUUGAACUGUUUGCUGCUCUGGGCACCUGGGGUGCCAUCCCUCUAGGAACCUCUGGGAGACUGUGUGGAACACACUCGAAAGUUGUUCUACCCAACUUUCAUUAGUUCCUGAAGCUGUCAACUCCCUAGAACUCCCAGUUUCUCUUGUCUGUAGAGUCCCCUCAGGCAGGAAAGCAUAGAUGCUUGUCACAGGAAGCUACAGGUAUGCACAGAAAGGGUGUGGUGACAUAAGCAAGCUGCCGACAGCACCUGCUGUAACCCCUGACCUGCAUCCAUACA